This is a messenger RNA of Saitoella complicata NRRL Y-17804, 1203 nucleotides long. RefSeq lists its product as uncharacterized. The transcript has a single exon. Bases 1 to 1203 code for a protein of 400 amino acids. Lineage: Eukaryota; Fungi; Ascomycota; Saitoellomycetes; Saitoellales; Saitoellaceae. Gene Ontology annotation, molecular function: GTPase activity. The record is from RefSeq and is a predicted model, not a curated record.
AUGUCGACGGAAUCAACGACUGAGAAGCAGCCUGCCGUCAUUCUGGUUAUCGGAAUGGCUGGCUCCGGCAAGACUACUUUCCUCCAACGCCUGAACGCCCACCUUCAUUCCAAGAAACAGCCGCCAUACAUCCUCAACCUCGAUCCAGCUGUACGGAAUGUACCUUACGGAGCAAAUAUCGAUAUCAGAGACACGGUCGAUUACCGUGAGGUGAUGAAGCAAUACAACCUUGGUCCCAACGGAGGAAUUCUGACGUCGCUCAACCUGUUUACCACGAAAUUUGACCAAGUUCUCGGAUUGGUAAAUAAGCGCGCUGCAUCUGUGGAUCACAUUCUGCUGGAUACACCUGGACAGAUCGAGAUCUUCACCUGGUCUGCCUCCGGAUCUAUCAUUACUGAUGCUCUUGCGUCGCAAUACCCUACCAUGAUUGCAUACAUCAUCGACACUCCACGAACACGAUCACCAGCAACAUUUAUGUCGAACAUGUUAUACGCAUGCUCCAUUCUGUAUAAGACUAAGCUGCCGAUGGUCUUGGUUUUCAACAAGUGUGAUGUGGAGAUGCCAGAAGACGAGGAGGGACGUGGAGGUUUUGAGAAAGUGAAGGAGUGGAUGAGUGAUUGGGAGUCAUUCCAGGCAGCGCUGAGAGAGGACGAAGAAACGCUCGGAGGAACCGGUGGUACGGGUGGUUCUGGGUAUAUGAACAGCUUGAUCAACUCCAUGAGUUUGAUGUUGGAGGAAUUUUACAGACAUCUUGACGUUGUUGGUGUAUCCGCGGUAACCGGACAAGGCUUUAACGACUUCCUGGAAGCUGUCCAGAACAAGGUCGAAGAAUACAACAAGGAAUACAAGCCUGAGCUGGAAGCACUCAUGAAGGAGCGCGAGUCGAAGAAGGAGAAAAGCAAGGAAGACAGUCUGGCACGGCUGAUGAAGGACAUGAAGAUGGAUAAAUCCGGCAUUACUUCGGCCCCGCAAGAAGGCGGGUCGGCGGAGACAAUCUCAGAUAUGGAGGAUAAUGACGACGAUAUUGAUGAGGAUGAUGUGUAUAACGGUCAGCUCGGUGACGAGGACCUUGUACCGGAUAUCAGUGGACCUGGAGUUGGUAUGAAGCAUGAUGAGAGAUGGGGGCAGAGUUCGGGACAGGGUGCUCGAGGUGGGCGAGGCAAGGACUUUUCCAAAGAGAUCUUGGAGGCAAUGCAAAGAUAG